Molecule: messenger RNA, 951 nt
Organism: Leptonychotes weddellii (Weddell seal)
Lineage: Eukaryota; Metazoa; Chordata; Mammalia; Carnivora; Phocidae
Product: olfactory receptor 5W2-like
Biological process (GO): G protein-coupled receptor signaling pathway
Cellular component (GO): membrane
Molecular function (GO): olfactory receptor activity; G protein-coupled receptor activity
Source: RefSeq, a predicted model, not a curated record
AGACAAGAAUAAAGAAGAAUGGAUGAAGGAAAUUGCACAUCCUUGACAGAAUUCAUUUUCUUGGGCAUUACCAAUAACCCUGGGAUGAAAGUGACCCUAUUUACAAUGUUUCUUGUUGUUUGUCUCAUUAAUCUUGUUGCAAAUCUUGGAAUGAUCAUUUUAAUUAGAAUGGAUUCCCAGCUUCACACACCUAUGUACUUCUUCCUCAGCCACUGCUCCUUCUGUGACCUCUGCUAUUCCACAGCAGUUGGGCCCAAAAUGUUGGUAGACCUUUUAGCCAAAAACAAAUCAAUCCCCUUCUUUGGCUGUGCUCUUCAAUUUUUGAUCUUCUGUAUGUUUGCUGAUUCCGAGUGUCUACUUCUAGCAGUGAUGGCCUUUGAUGGGUACAAGGCCAUUGGCAACCCCUUACUCUACACAGCCAACAUGUCCAACAGAGUGUGCUCCCUGCUCAUGGCUGGAAUUUACAUGCUGGGAACGGCAGAUGCUUUGAUACACACAACCUUAACAUUCCACUUAUGUUUCUGUGGAUCGAAUGAGAUCAAUCAUUUCUUCUGUGAUUUACCUCCACUCUACCUCCUUUCCUGCUCAGAUACAGAGAUCAAUGAGUUGGCAUUAUUCACCGUUUUUGGCUUCAUUGAACUGAGUACCAUUUCUGGAGUUCUCAUCUCUUAUUGUUAUAUAACCCUAUCAGUCAUGAAGAUCCACUCUGCUGAAGGGAGGUUCAAAGCUUUCUCCACCUGCACCUCCCACUUAACUGCUGUUGCGAUUUCCAGGGGAACCAUGCUCUUCAUGUAUUUCCGGCCGAGUUCUUCCUACUCUCUUGAUCAAGAUAAAAUGACCUCAUUGUUUUAUACCCUUGUGAUUCCCACAUUAAACCCACUGAUUUAUAGCCUAUGGAACAAGGAUGUGAAAGAGGCCUUGAAAAAACUGAAAAUUAAAAAGUGGUUUUAA